AUGGAUAACGCAAAGAACGCAGUUUAUGACAAUGCAUCUGCAGCUGCUAACACUGUCGGAAAUCAUCCUUUUACUCAAAGUGUCGUAAAUGUGGCAGAUAAUGUACGAGAGCAACAUCAAAAGACUCAAGCAGAAUUUGCCAACCUCGCAAAUUCACGCACCACUCCUUCCAAUACAACAGCUACCGGUCAACAACUCACACAUUACCAUUCCUUUUUCUCCAACUUAUUAUCAUGGAACAACCCUCGUGCAUCCGGAAUUGCAUACCUCUCCACGGUUGCAUUCAUUUUCGCAGCCAGAUAUCUUGAUAUCCUCCGAUAUUCAUUCAAGGUUACAUAUAUGGCUUUGUUUGUGACUGUUCUCGCAGAAGCUCUUGGAAAGCUAGCUUUUUCGCAUGGUCUUACAUCCCAAUUUAGACCUAAGAAAUACUAUACUCUUUCAAAAGAGACUCUCGACAAUUUACUCGGUGAUGUCCACGAGCUCAUUAACUUCUUCGUCAUUGAGUCGCAACGUAUUCUCUUCGCCGAGAACCUCUUUGUUUCUCUUACUGCCUUGAUCGGAUCUUUCAUUUCCUACUAUUUGAUCAAGCUCAUUCCAUUCUGGGGUCUCUCUCUUAUCUUCACCUCAGUCAUCUUUAUCUGCCCACUUAUCUACAAGACCAACAAGGAGCUCAUCGACAAUCUCCUUGCUCAAGCCUCCAGCGUCGUCAACCAACAAACUAAACAAGUUAAACAACUCGCCAGUCAACACGCAGCUCAUGUUGCCGAGACCACCAAGCAAUACGCUGGGGAGUAUGCACACAAAGCACAAGAGAUUAUUAGAAGCCGCUCUGGAUCUCCAGAGGCUAGGAGGGUUACCUCUUCCCCAAUAACAACAAAGAUCAAUGGCAUCAAAGAGGAGGAUUUCCCAGAAGCACCAAAAGAGGAUUUCAAGGCUACCAUGGCUAGUGAGAGCGAGCCACUCAUUGCCGCAUAA
Sclerotinia sclerotiorum 1980 UF-70 is the source of this 975-nucleotide messenger RNA. RefSeq lists its product as hypothetical. Lineage: Eukaryota; Fungi; Ascomycota; Leotiomycetes; Helotiales; Sclerotiniaceae. Bases 1 to 975 code for a protein of 324 amino acids. The record is from RefSeq and is a predicted model, not a curated record. The transcript has 4 exons.